Messenger RNA from Suillus subalutaceus, 1430 nucleotides. RefSeq lists its product as uncharacterized. The transcript has a single exon. The record is from RefSeq and is a predicted model, not a curated record. NCBI's taxonomy places the organism in Eukaryota, Fungi, Basidiomycota, Agaricomycetes, Boletales, Suillaceae. The coding region runs from base 298 to 1296 and encodes 332 amino acids.
GGAAUUUCAAAGAGUCAUGACCUUAGAUGACUGGUCUAUUUUCUGCAAAUACAAUCAUCACGUCCGUUCACUCAGAACAGAUGUAUAUCCACUGCUUGGUACCGAAAUCUGGCAUGCCCUCAGCUGUCCUCCUUUCUCCCUUCCCUUGCUCCCCAACCUGAUGUCUCUCUCCUGGGAUCGGCUGGCAGCGAGGCAUUCCUAUGUAUCCGGUUGUUUGUGUGCCCAAAAAUAACGAAACUCGAUCUCUAUCCAUACUCCUUUGGUCCAACCGAACACUCCAUCUUGUCAUGCAUCUCGAUGCUGUGCCCUUCUGUCUCGCACUUUGAUUUUAGUUCAGUCACAAAAUCAGCAGAAGACCCAUCAACUGCAUUACAAGGCUGGUCUCAUCUAACAUCAGUGACCACUACAACAGUUUCCGAGGCCGGAAUGCUACACCUAUCCAAAUUGCCUUCACUCCGAUUUCUACAACUCGAAUUACCUUCAACACCCAUGUCUGUGGUUACGCAAAAGUUCCAGCAUCCUGUGUUCUGCGCGUUGCAAGAACUGAACGUGGAAUGCAGCAGUCUGGUGCUCUUAGAUGCUUUUUUCGAGAGGUUUUCCAUUGCUCCAAAAGAAAUCUGCCUUGACAUCAUUGGUGGUGUGGAUUCCGCGCGAGCCCUGCCACCUUCACUCUCUCGUUUAUCUAACGGAUGUGUGCACGACUCACUGGAAUGUAUGGAGCUCUACAUCGACGAUCAGCCUACAGAUCACGUCACCUCAAUUAGAACUGCAGUUUUACGACCGCUAUUUGCCUUCCGCAAUCUUCGCAAGCUCGACUUCAGAGCCUACCAGAACUAUACUUUGCGAUGGGAUGAUGCAGUCCUUUUGCAGAUGGCGAAGUCCUGGCCCCUCCUGGAAGUGUUACAUCUCAAUCGAUACGACCAUUCGAGUCGUGGAGUCACUCCAAGUGCCUUCAUCUCGCUGUUGCAGCAUUGUCCGUGUUUAAUCUCGGUUGCCAUUAUCGUGAACUGGUCUACUAUCGACGAAUGUGACGUAUCUCCGGAUGCUCCUCACCAAGGAUUUGCACACAAGACAUUAUCUGAGGCAUUCUUUGGCAGUCCAAGGAUUCGCCAUCCGACAAGGAUCGCCGCUUUCAUCUCAGCCAUCACGCCCAAUUUGGAGUCAAUUGUUACAUGGGACCCCCAGUUUGGUAGGGGACAGCAAGACUCUAAAAAAUACAUCACUAGGUGGAAAUGCGUCUGUGAUUUAAUCAAGGCUUUCUCAUGGUCCGUGAGCAGGUUAGGAGGAUGGUGCUGAAUGCAGGCGAAGGAGUUGAUGGAAACGGAAUCGCGCAGCCAGCGCAUGAGACCGAAAAUGGCGAUGCGGCGACUGGUGAGGGUGACAAUGGUGAAGGGUAGAGAGGUUUCUGAAGAAGAUAGUGGAAGUGAGGG